UGCAGCUGAGAUAAGCUCCAGCAAACCCCGCGACCCCAAAAGGGACAAGCGGUAGAAAAUGGAUGGAUGGAAGGAAGGAUGCCACCUGUGCAACAAAUCCAGUGGUGUAAAACUACAAUCCCCAGAAUGCUUAAGGUAAAACGGCCGCCAAAUUACUAAUUGAAGGCACCUGAAAAGGAAGGAGGUUCGGUCAGACUCAUUCACCAAACAAGCUACAUGCAAGGAAGAACAGCAAGCAGACACAACCACAAGAUCCACUCUACAAGUUUCUCCAAACACACCAAUGGUUUACAACCUGCUGAUGAUUAUUUGAAAAUCAACUGAAAUGAAACCAACAAUGCUUCAAGUUGGAAAAUUAAAAUGUUGAUCAAUUGGAAGUCGUGAACCUAGCUCAGCUGUUCUGGCGAUGAAAUGCUCGCCAUUUCCACUCAAAUCAUCCGACGACGAGGGGUACCACUGGCUUAUACGGCGUCGAAUAGGUCUUGGAGCGAUGGAAGCAAUAGAAGAUCAUGGAAAAUAAAUGGAGUAUACGUCAGAAAACAAGCUGUUUGAUGUGAAGGGAAUGGCCUCACCAGCACAGCAAUGCGGGUCAAAUGGAGCAAUGGAAGGAGUAGAAGAUCAUGAAACCGAAAUGGAGUUGGCGUCAGAAAACAAGCUGUUUUAUGCGAAGGGAAUGAUCUCACCAGCACAGCAAAGUGGGUCAAAGAGAUGGACGUAUUUGAGUGGUGGACCGGAGACCAUAUUGAGUGUUGACAGCUGCGGAUGUUUGUGCAGUACGUGCGAUAUAAAUGAAAAGACUCGAAGAUGCACCGCCGCCAUUGGUGCGGCUGAAUGCUGGAUAUCUGGUGUCAAUCACAACCAGGAGAGAAAGAAAGAAAGGGAGAAGGAGGAAGGUGAUGCUGAUCCUCAGAAAGGAUGCUAUCGAUCAGCCUCACAGACGUCUUGCAAUUAGAUGUCCGUGCACAUGCGCAUUCCCACAUUUAUUUUUUCGUAAGGGGCUGAUAAUGAGGUAAUGCAAGAAGCAUCUAAUCGGAUGAAGCCGACGUUUCGAUGCAGAACUCCGCGCCGCUGUCCGGGAUGGUGAGUCACUUUCAGACGCCCGCCUUCAGCGACUUCGGAGCCGGCCAGACGCGCUCGGCGUACGGCGGCAGGGCGGAGACAUGCGCGCGGCGAGCCGGAGCCGCGAGCUACGGAGCGGCUCAGAUUUACCGGAGCCCACACCAGCACCACCACCACGAUGACAGCAGCCCCAAACGUAAAGCACACCUAGCCGCCAAAGCUCCACGCUCCUGCUUCACGUUCCCACCACUGCAAGGUAACGGUGCCUACUGCCUCGAAAAGAAUGGAGACCACACAGAGCUGGGAGACGCUCAGAGCACUAUGAUGCCAUGUGGGCAGAGUUUGCCUCUGCCCUUGGGGGGUCACCCCGGGGGACUUUAUCCCCAGAGCCUCCACUGCGACAGCCCAGCGCCUGAUCUUCUUCUGCAGGACAGCCCACACCAGGAUGCCAGAUCAUCCACUUUUCAGAGGACCUUACCCGGGGCCUCGCUGGGUGGUGCCAACCGGGCUCCAAGUGCUCUACCGUAUGCCAUUAAAGAAGAGGACGCCAUGGGUUACACCAUUUCCGGCAUCGGCGCUUCCCAGGCGGGGUUUCAGAACUCCCGGCCGGGCAUACUUUUGGGGGCGUCGAGGGACGAGAUGGUGGCUCUUGUUAGCAACGGCGGCAACGACAUGAGCGUGGAACCGUUUAAUAAUGAAGAUGGCUCCUCCCCAUUGGCUUUGUCCCCGGCCGGCUCGCGUCAGUCAGCGCGGCUGCUGAGCACGAGCAGUCUGAAAAGACGUCGCCUUUCGCUGGUCUCGCAGUGCCCCGCUGAAACCGGCGGUGUUGCGCUCGCAGAUUCUCCGUCAGCGACCAGAACUGCCUCGGAGGAGAUCAACAUCACCGCCAUCAUCUGCUCGUCCUCGCAAAUGUCCAUGGUCACGUGCGUCAACGGGUUCCGUGCUAACCUAUCGCCAAGCCACACCGGCGGCGGUGGCUUCACCUCUUCAUCCUCCUCUUCCUCGUCUAGAUCCCCACCUUCUGUACCCUGCCCUCGAGAAGCCCCUUACAGCCACCCACCACACGGCAGCCCCCAGCGAGCCUCAUUGCAGGGGAGCUGUCAGCUAUCCUCACCCGCCGCUUGCCUGCUGUCCCUUUCCUCCUCUUCCCCGUCGUCCUCCUCAUCGAUUUCAUCAGUGGAGCAAGGCCGAGGGCCGUGCGAGGAGCAGGGCUCCAUGCAUCAGGGCCCUGGGGCUGGAGAACCCUCCCUGGGGAAUACUGGUGGCUCAGACAGGUUGGGGUUUCUCAUGAGCGGGGUGCUGAUGUCAGGGACACUGCAGACGGGGGCAGAAACUGGGGUUUUACUGGACAGGAGCCAGAGAUCGGGGGCCGCCCUCAAGCAAGAGCCCUUAGAUGACUUUUCUCCCAGUGAAGACGAAGUUUUGCAGCACCGCUAUCAUCAUCAUCACUUAAGCGGGCGCAACGGGCAUCUUCGCCACUUCCAUCAGCAUCCCCGCACGACUAUGCCCCCGCCCUACCACCUGCACCAAUACGCGGGGGCCGUUUCCGGCCACAACCAUCAUUCGGCGCCUGGCUCCUCCCUGGCACUCAAACCUUCGCCCGUGGGUCCGUCCGAGAACGAAGAGGUCGGCGGUACGCAGAACGAUAAGCAGUCUUGUCGCUGGAUCGACUGCAGCGCUGCCUACGAACAGCAGGAGGAGCUGGUGAGGCACAUUGAAAAAGUCCACAUCGACCAGCGCAAAGGGGAGGACUUCACCUGUUUCUGGGCCGGCUGCAUCCGGCGCUACAAGCCCUUCAACGCCCGCUACAAGCUGUUGAUCCACAUGAGGGUUCACUCUGGAGAGAAACCCAACAAGUGCAUGUUCGAGGGCUGCAACAAAGCCUUUUCGCGUCUGGAGAACCUGAAGAUCCACCUGAGGAGCCACACGGGGGAGAAGCCUUACCUGUGCCAGCACCCGGGCUGCCAGAAAGCUUUCAGCAACUCCAGCGACCGCGCUAAGCAUCAGCGCACUCACCUGGACACGAAACCAUACGCGUGUCAGAUCCCUGGUUGCACCAAGCGAUACACCGAUCCCAGUUCCCUUCGCAAGCACGUCAAGAUCCACUCAGCCAAAGAGCAACAGGUGCGUAGGAAGGUCCGCCCCUGCCCUCACCUGGAGCAGGACGUCCUGAGUGACUGCCUGUCCAUGCAGCACCUCCAGACCUCCAGCCACCCUCAGCAUCUCUAUAGCAGCAAGGAGGGAUGCGCUCAAGGCCUGGGCCAAGAUGUAUUUACAGGCUUGUACGCUGGCUCUGGCAUCCCCCACCACAGCGCCUCAGCGGAGCUGCUCUCCCCCGCCGCAAACCCCGCCCCCGCCGCUGACCUGCCCUCCCGACAGCACCGAGACCUCAACAGCCCGCGUCACCUGUCCCCGAUGGCCGCCAUGGAGGGCUCCAGAGACAACGUGUCGGGUCCCCUCCUGUCUCCUGGGAUGAAGGGAACAGGGACUCCUCCUCCUCCGCUGGAAAAGCAUCACGUCCAAAGUCAGCACAAGCCCUACGCCCACUAUCACCACCAUCAGGCUCCCAGUAACGAAUUCCAAGGCAGCUUUCAGAGCUGCUUCCACUUCGCAGACUCCUACCGGAUGGAGCAGACGGUCAGCGGCGUCCACGCUUCCCCCGGAGAUUCCCACGCCUACACUUCCCAUCAGCACAAUGGCUUCCACAUGUCCUCCAGCAACUCUCUGGGCUCUGCAGGCUUCAGCUUGACCCAGGAGCUGCAAGGCGGCGCAGGGGUGUGCCAGUUCUCCCCCGGCCCAGAGGAGGGCGCCUUCUUCCAGGUGGGGAGCUUCGAGCGCGGCCUGAACCACAUCCCAUCAGUGUACACGGAGUCAUAGACCACCGACGCAACAAGCGAAAAAACACUGGAGCCCACUAUACCGUCCAUCUACUUCCACUCCCGUCCCAUAAUCCACUAGUUUCAAAUUCACUUAAUCACGUGAUUUAUCAGCCAAGAAAGGUAAGCUAGAUAGUACAAAUCCAUUAUAUACAAUAUAUCCCACUGUUAUAUAUCACCAAUAACAAUUUAAAAAUGACCAGAAGUGAAUACAAAAUUAUAAAAAAGUUUAUUUUAGUUUAAAGGCCUACUGAAACCCACUACUACCGAAAACGCAGUCUGAUAGUUUAUAUAACAAUGAUAAAAAUAUUAACACAUGCCAAUACGGCCGGUUUAGUUUACUAAAUUGCAAUUUUAAAUUUCCCGCGAGGUAUCCUGUUGAAAACGUCGCGGAAUGAUGACGCGUAUUUUGACGCAUGCUUGUGACGUUAUUGGUUGGAGGGGACAUUUUAGCCCAGCACCACUCACGGCUAAAAGUCGUCUCUUUUCAUCGCAUAAUUACCCAAAUUUUGGACAUCUGUGUUGCCAAAUCUUUUGCUAUUUGUUCAAUUAAUAAUGGAGACUAUAAAGAAGAAUGCUGUUGGUGGAAAGCGGUGUAUUGCAGCUGCCGUUAGCAAAACAAACACAGCCGGUGUUUCCUUGUUUGUUGUGCAGCUUUACUAUGGAGCAGAGUGGUCAAGCGAACAUGUUUCUCUACCACAUGUCAACCAGUAAGUUUUUGGAUGAGAAAAUUGUGAUAUUAAGUCGGCUCUUACCAAAGACUUGAACGGAGCUUGCGUCCUCCUGCAGCAGCUGACAAAAAGGCAGCUGUAACUUUCUUGGCUCCUCCAUGGCUUCCAUCAGAGACACUGGCGGUAACCGCAGCCCUCCGACUUUCAGGUAUGACUUUAUAAUCUCACUGAAACACCAGUAACACAAUAAGCAGAUAAGGGAUUUUCCAGAAUUAUCCUAGUAAAUGUGUCUAAUAACAUCUGAAUCGCUCCCACUGUUGUCACCUUUUUUUUCCCUAGCGCUUCACUCUAACUUUCCUCAUCCAUGAAUCUUUCAUCCUCGCUCAAAUUAAUGGGGAAAUCGUCGCUUUCUUGGUCCGAAUCGCUCUUGCUGCUGGUGGCUAUGAUUAUGAACAAUGUGAAGAUGUGAGGAGCCCUACAAUCCGUGACGUCAUGCGCACAUUGUCUGCUACUUCCGGUAAUGGAAAGGUUUUUUUUAUUAGCGACCAAAAGUUGCAAACUUUAUCGUGGAUGUUCUCUACUAAAUCCUUUCAGCAAAAAUAUGGCAAUAUCGCGAAAUGAUCAAGUAUGACACAUAGAAUGGACCUGCUAUCCCCGUUUGAAUAAGAACAUCUCAUUUCAGUAGGCCUUUAAUGUAAUACAGUCAUUUUAUGAUGUUAAGUUAAGUAAUAAGGUUAAUAAAAUGUCAAGAUGUAAUAAAACAAAAUAAACAGACAAUUCAGCACUUUCCCAUUUAAAUAUACAAUUAUAAUAUGAGAGAAAAAAUACCAGAACUAAUACAAAACUAUUUAAAAAAUAGUUAAAAUAAUUUUAGUGUAAUACAGUCAUUUUCUGAUGUUGGGUAAUAACUCAAUAAAAGGUUAGCUAAAAAUUCAAAAUGUAAUAAAAAAAUAAACAGGCAAUUCAGCACUUACCCAAUGGAAUAUACAAUUAUAAUAUGAGGGGAAAAAUACCAGAACUAAUACAAAAUUAUUUAGAAAAAAUAGUUAAAGAAAUUUUAAUGAAGUAGUCAUUUUCUGAUAAGUCAUAACUCAAUAAAAGGUUAAUAAAAUGUCAAAAUGUAAUAAAUAAAAAAAUAAACAGACAAUUCAGCACUUUCCCAUUUAGAUUUAUUAUUGUAAUAUAAGGAAAAAACUGCCAGAACUAAUACAAAAUUGUGUUAAAUAAAAACAGUUACAUUUAUUUUUAUGUAAUACAGUCAUUUUCUUGGCGACUUGUCCAGGUUGUACGGCGCCUUCCGCCUGAUUGUAGCUGAGAUAGUCUCCAGCGACCCCGAAGGGAAUAAGCGGUAGAAAAUGGAUGGAUGGAUGGAAAGUCAUUUUCUGAUGUUAAGUAAUAGCUCAGUAAAAUAUAAAAAAAAAUAAUAAUAAGAAAUAUAAAAAUUCAGCACUUUCCCAUUUAGAUAUUUAGGAUGACAAACAUGGCAUUAAUGACCUAUGAAAACAAUACAUUUUACUACAACGUGAACACUACAAACUAAUUAUAUCAUCAGUUUUUGGACUGAAUCAUCAAGAGACAAAUGUAUCAAACUUAUCAUGUUGCUGUGUUGGUUGUUUGUAUUAUUGUCUGCAUUCCUGUAUUUUUGUUUUAUGGCUUUUAUCCGCAACUUUUCUGCAACAAUGCAAAGGAAACAACCAACCAGUCGGCUUUUAAUAAUAUUGUGUGUAUAAAAUGUACAGUUUGUUUACACAUAUUUGAUUGUUGAAUGCAACCCCUCCAUUCCAAAAAAUAAAUACCUGAAUGUACAUGUAA
Nerophis ophidion (straightnose pipefish) is the source of this 6418-nucleotide messenger RNA. It is a transcript of the gene glis1b, whose product is annotated as zinc finger protein GLIS1. The coding region runs from base 1051 to 3936 and encodes 961 amino acids. The record is from RefSeq and is a predicted model, not a curated record. NCBI's taxonomy places the organism in Eukaryota, Metazoa, Chordata, Actinopteri, Syngnathiformes, Syngnathidae. Gene Ontology annotation, biological process: regulation of transcription by RNA polymerase II. Gene Ontology annotation, molecular function: DNA-binding transcription factor activity, RNA polymerase II-specific; RNA polymerase II cis-regulatory region sequence-specific DNA binding. Gene Ontology annotation, cellular component: nucleus. The transcript is spliced from 16 exons.